AUGGACCUCAACAGGAGGCUGGCCAAGGAGCUGCAGGAGGCGCGGGGCUGCCGCGGGGUGCGGGAGCUGCGGCCGCUGGGGGGCGGCCUCCUCUGCUGGGAGGGGCUCCUGCUGCCGGAGCAGCCGCCCUACAGCGCGGGCGCCUUCCGCUUCGAGCUGCGCUUCUCGCCGCGGCACCCGCUGGCGCCGCCGCGCGUCACCCUGCGCACGCCCAUCCGCCACCCGGCCGUGGGCGCCGACGGGCGCGUGUGCCAGCCCCUGACGUCGCCCGAGCGCUGGGCGCCCCACGUCACCGCCCUGCAGGUGCUCGAGGAGCUGCUGCUGCUGCUGGAGACGCCCGGCGCGGCCGGCGCGCUGCGGCCGGAGCUGGCGCGCGAGCUGGCGGCCGAGCCGCGGCGCUUCGGGCAGCGCGCCGAGGAGCACGCGCGGCGCCACGCCGAGCGCCGCCCCCAGUAA
Nothoprocta perdicaria is the source of this 456-nucleotide messenger RNA. Its product is annotated as ubiquitin-conjugating enzyme E2 L3-like. Bases 1 to 456 code for a protein of 151 amino acids. The record is from RefSeq and is a predicted model, not a curated record. The transcript has 4 exons. Lineage: Eukaryota; Metazoa; Chordata; Aves; Tinamiformes; Tinamidae.